CAUCCAUCCAAUGGCACGGCAUGUGUGGUGUGAUGGUUUAAAAGCCCCUAGGGCCCCUUACCCCGGCCCGCGCGGUGCCAUGGUGUCUUGCCUAGCCCCUCUCACUCUCUCUCUCUCUCUCACUCUCUCGCGAACAAAGUACUCCCUCCCCUGCCUGUGUCUAGGUUGUCAAUUAUGUGUGUGUGCGGUUGUAUUUCAAUUCCUCUUUAUCAAAAUAUUCCCCUGCUAUUCUCUCUCUGUAAUAAAACAGAUGUUCCUCAUAUUUUGCGGGCCUCUGGGCGGUGGCACCGAUCUUGCCGAUGUCGAACUCGGCGAACAGCGGGUAAUGGUCAGACGGAUUCCUGAUAUAUGGAUGGGUGGAUGGAUGGACAGGCACCACACAGCCACACACACAUAGAGCAGCACAUGGAUGAGUGCGGCUGUGCAUGACCCUGCCUGCCUGCCUGCCCCACUCACUCCUGAUUGUGAUGGUCUUUGCCGAAGUUGGCGUGGAUGUAUGGGAGACCCUUCUUGGCGGCCUCGUCGUUGAGGAUCUCGAACCGCGUCACGGCGUGGUACAGGUUCCGCGACACCAGCAUGUGGUCCAGCUGGGAACCUCUCUGAACACGCACACACACACGCACACCAAGGUCACAUCCACGUGUGCGGGUGUUUACUGUUGUGCCUUUGUCUGUCUGCUGUCUGUCUUUCCCUCCUUCAUGGAAGCAGACAUAAAUACCUCGCGGAAAAUGUAUGAGUAUCGCUGCUCCUGGGGGAUCUUCGGAGUGAGGGACCACAUCUCCUUGUUGGUGCCCUUACGCUUCCUGUACACACACACACACACACACACACACAAAGGCGGCCGGGCAGGCAGGUCAAUGGAGGGAUGGAUGGAGACAUGUACGCAUUGCAUUGAAUGCGUACCUCUCUCUCUGGGUCUCUCUCUCUGUGUUGUGUCUCUCUCUCUGUGUUGCGUGCAUUAACACGGACGUACGUACCCGCUGGCCCCAUAGCGAAUGAUCUGGAACACCCAGCUGACGGCCCAGUCCUUCUGCAGGUCUUUCCUGUCUGUUGACAAAGGCAGACACAACACACCAGAGCCUCCCGACCUUAUCCCUCCCUCCCUCCCUUACGAUAUUUCGCCCUCUUCAAAGUAGUCUUCCGGGUUGUAUCCGAGCUUCACGGUUGGGCUGGUGGCGUUGAAGCCGGUGAAGGGGAUCUGCAGGGGAUGGGCCGUGCCCUUGGGGUCGUCAAUGUGGCGGACAUCGCGCGUCUCCUCGGCCUGGUCGUCGAAAUCGUUGAAGUCCCCCUGCAUGAGCGAAUGAAGGACAACAACCACGGCAUUCGCGUAUGUCCGUACGGAUGUCUUUGUGUGUGUAGUGCGUGUGUGUGUGGGUGAGUGGCGGUCUCACCACCAGGAUGAUCUCGUGAUGGUCUGGUAUCUCCUUCCUGUGGCCAUGGCCGGGAGGAAGCCGUGAGACAUCAACAGAAUUAAAGCAGACCGGCACAUCAAUGGAGAUAGAUGAGUGCGGUGCGUUGGUUGUAUGUGUGUGCAGGUCUGUGUGUGCACGUCCCGUCACACGCACUCGAUGAUUUCGUCGAGAAUACGGGCCUCGACCUCUCGAUACAUGCAGGAGUUAGCGUCUGCAGAACACACACGAGAAAACCUCUCUCCCUCCCUCUCUCUCUCUCUCUCUCUGUGUGUGUGUGUGUGUGGUUACGCGAUGGGAUGGACUUGAGGUGGAUGUUGAUGACCGAGAUCAUCUGGCCGUUGACGUUGAUGUCCAUCCGGGCGUAUUUGUUGAGAGCGAUCCCCUCGGGUAUCUUGCUGUAGUCGUAGUCCUUCCCACGCUCCACGCCCUUGUACUUCUGACACAUCGGGUUCUGUGUGACGGGGAAUCCGCCCGGCUUUAUCCCGUCAAGCCUGCAGACACACACACACAUCCACACAGACAUGUGACGUGGAUGUGCUGUGGUGGGAUGAGCUGGGGGGCGUGUGUGUGUGGUGGUGGGAGGGUGUGUUGUUACUUGGUGACGAGGUCUUUGGUAGGUCUGAUGCGCGAUGCGAAGCCGACCUGCUGGUUGCUACGGAAGUCGCCACCCUGCGUAGCGAGCGGCAAGAGAUACUAGAUGUGCCUGUGGUACUUCGUGUACCUGGAUAUGGAACGGAUCGAAGCCAACUUGGUCCAAACCAGAGUAGGCCAGCACAUCCGACAGACUGCGACACCCAUCCAGCUGCAGAAACACAGACAGACAGACAGACAGACACACAGAUGGAGAGAGAGAGAGAGAGAGAGAGUGCACCUCUCCGUUCCAUCCGUUUCUCCCUCCCCAUGGACUAGCGAAUGGGCUUACCUCCGAGAAAGUGACCAGGUCGAACUCGAGUUGGGUGUAGAAGUAGUUGAGCCAUCGACUCACGUCGUUGAUGCGCUUCCACUGGCGCAUGCAGCCGUCGUGCGCAUCACCUUCUACGUAUUCGAGGCUAGCGGCGCUCUUGCACACUGUCAUGUGUUUGGUCGCCGGGCGCUCCCCGUUGGCCACUCCGCCGAGAGCCUCGAACAAGGGUCGCGUGACGCACUCGGUGGCGUCCGGCGACCAGUCCUCGGGGCACUGCAUCACCUUCGCGAGUUGUUGCUCGGGCAACGUCUGCCACUCGGCUCUCCGGGACAGCGGGGAAAACAGCCACUCGACAUUCUGAAACGCACUCGCAAGGAAGCAGACAGGCACCAAAUACCUACCAACCAGUCGGCUCAGAUCCAUCCAUCCAUGCAAACCGCACCCAUUCACCCACUCACCCAGUGGAAGAGCCGAAGGAUGUUAUCCGUCUUGCCGCCGGACCUGCCGCGCUUCUUGUUGGCGUGUGGGCAGUCCUCUUUGGGCGGCCGCGGGGUCGCGCGCCCACGACGGGCUGAUUUUCGUCAUAGCUGUGCUCCGCGAUGUGGAUGAGGCUGCUGGCACCGUCGUCCACGAGCACCUCGGCCGUCUGCAGCGGCCUCUCUAACAGAUCCACCGGCAGACCUGCACACACCACACCACAACGACUGCACAGAAACCGACCCAAGAAGGGAAGGAUGCAUCAGCCGAGCCAAGCCCACCAUGGCUGUCCAUGCCAUCGUGUCGGCCAACAGCAGAUACGGAGGAGCGGCCAACACCUGCAGCCAUCCAUCCAUCCAUCCGAUACAUCUCUAUGUGUCCUUCAUCUCCAUCCAUUUGCCAUUUCAUUUCACCUCACCCCAGUCGAUGGUUUCGCAGUCGGCACCGCGGCACUCCUCGGCAACGGUGGCCAGAAGAGAGGGCAGGGCCAGCAAAACCAACAAAAACGCUAUCAUUCUUGUUGAUGACGAUAUCUCGAUCUUCGUAUUUGGCUAGGUUGCUGUGAGGGUCGAGACUCUGGCCAGUAUUUCGUCCAUCCGCAGUGAUCCGAUGUGCACGCAGCGCCAGUACGUCGCAGGCCAGGCGCUUUUCCCCACCCGCCAACACGCAGAAACGUACGCAAGGCACUGACCCACACGACGGCCAGCCAAGCCAAGCCAAGCCAAGCCAACACACCCGACAAUUCAUUCCUCAUUACUACCCGGCCAAGACACCACUAGCUAAAACCCUCUCACGCACAGUACAAACAGGCAGACAGGCACGCACUGCAC
Molecule: messenger RNA, 3623 nt
Organism: Vitrella brassicaformis
Lineage: Eukaryota; Vitrellaceae
Source: the annotation of a GenBank genome assembly